UAUGUAUGAUGUGUAUAGUCGCAAUGCUCUGGAUUUGAUACGGGACAAAAACUGCGGACUCCUAAUUUCGCAUCAAUGCAGCUCCACAUGUGGAAUUCACAUAGCUAGCUAGCUAAUCACGUUUGUUCCAUAAAGCCUACACUCGCUAUAUUUAUGCAAUAAGCCCCAAUGGGGUGUGGUAGAUGGACAAUAUACUUUCUUACGCAUCACGCAACGCGGAGUGCCUGGAUACAGCCCUUAGCCGUGGAAUAUUGGUCAAGUACAACAAACUACCGAGGUGAAGGGUAUCCCCGGAGGAUGAAGACAAGUCAGAAAACAGAUGACCGCGACACAGGAGCUAACCUGACAUCACCUGUGAUGGCUGCAUUCAAAGUGUUCCAGCAGGAGCUAGACACCAAACAUGACAAGCAUGAGCGCCUGGUCAAACUCAGCAGAGACAUCACCAUUGAAAGCAAGAGGACAAUAUUUCUACUGCACAGAGUCACCAGUGUCCCAGAUGUGGAGGAGGUCCUCACAGAAGCUGAUCUGAAGCUGGAUGGAGUGAGACUGAACAUCAGAAUGAUUGCUGAGGAGCUCAGAGGAGAGGACCUGCACCAGUUCCAUAGAGCCUUCACACCAGGUAUCCAGGAGUACGUGGAGGCUGUGUCGUUCCAUCACUUCAUCAGACAUCGUACUCUCAUCAGCCUGGAGGAGAUUAACACCAAGCUGGUCUUCGUCAAGGAGCCUGAGGACACCCCAGAGAGCCAGCAGCCAAUGGGAACCCCCCAAGUGCUGACCUUUCAGGUGACCCCUACAGACUACCUGUUGGGCGUGGCCGACCUGACAGGUGAGCUGAUGAGGAUGUGUAUCAGUAGCGUGGGGAACGGGGACAUGGACACGCCCUUCCAGGUGUCCAUGUUCCUGCGUCAGAUCCACGAUGGUUUCUCCUACAUCGGUAACACUGGUCCGUAUGAGGUCAGUAAGAAGCUCCACACGCUGAGACAGAGCCUGUCCAAGGUGGAGGAUGCCUGCUAUACCCUGAAGGUGCGGGGGUCAGAGAUCCCCAAACACAUGCUGGCUGACGUCUUCUCCAGCAGGACAGCCAUGAUGGACCAGGACGAAGGAAUGGCCUAGCGAUGGGGGUGGGGUUUAAUGGUGGAGGUGGGGUGUAAUGAUCUGGAAAGGGGUAGGGUUAAAUGAUGGGCGUGGUCUGUACCUAGGGGAAACUUCACCCCGAGCCCUGUUACGCAGUCAGGGUCAUGUUCAGUAGGCAAAAUGUUGUGGAACUUUGCAGAUAGAAAUCUAUAAAGAUGUGAUGAUUCCUUUUUCUGGAUGUUCAAGAGGCAUGUUUGUUCUACAAAGUACAUUUCUAUCUGAAAGUUCCACAACGUUAUACCCUGGUUUGUUAUUGUUCUGUGGUGACAUCUGAUGUUGGUCUGGAUAAUGCGUUUGUUAUGGUAUUUGGUGUCAACUGUUGUUUCAUUCCAAACAUUGUUCAUUGCUGUUUGUUCUGAAUCGGAUCAGUGUCGUCACAAUCUCUGCUGUGCCAAACGGUCAAUCCCAAUCUGAAGGUCGUUAAGUUAUAGCAUGUAAAAUGUCACUCUUAAUUUAGUAUUUUUCAAUAAAGUUCAAAAUGUGUUGUGAUGAUGACACUCUCAGGCA
Oncorhynchus mykiss (rainbow trout) is the source of this 1641-nucleotide messenger RNA. RefSeq names its product translin-associated factor X (gene tsnax). The record is from RefSeq and is a predicted model, not a curated record. Lineage: Eukaryota; Metazoa; Chordata; Actinopteri; Salmoniformes; Salmonidae. Gene Ontology annotation, molecular function: sequence-specific DNA binding.